Spirometra erinaceieuropaei is the source of this 5247-nucleotide messenger RNA. NCBI's taxonomy places the organism in Eukaryota, Metazoa, Platyhelminthes, Cestoda, Diphyllobothriidea, Diphyllobothriidae. The record is from the annotation of a GenBank genome assembly.
AUGGCCACCGCGGAUGAUUGCAAGUCUUUAUUCGACUAUUUGAAGACCAUCGAUGCCAACGAACUUGAUGCACUUUAUGGACAUCCCCCAACAUGUCUUAUUGUCUUUAGGUUUGACUCGCAUCGAGACUAGCUCUUUUUUCAGAGAACUUUCGGAACUGGCAAAACAUUUGGUCCUCCGACUGUUAUUUCUUGAGCAGACAAUCCCAAAAGCAAUCGUUGCCGGUUGGGUAGCAAAGGGAUCACAGGAUGUUUUUCAGCAAGCAUGCAAAGACCUCGGCGACCUCCGUAUUUGGCACAGCAUUGAUAGCAACACCUCGCGAGGAUCUUGGCGCCUAAAUAAAAAAUUUCAAGAUUCCAUGAGAAUAUCUCUAUUUGGAGGGUAAUGGAAUCGCCCCUUUCACAUCUUUAGGGGCCAACGGUUACUUAGUGAUUUGGGGUCAGAAACGGCGGAAAAACAUCCUAAGGAUGUAGAAUUCUUGGAUAAUUACGCUGCAGAACGCUGGGAUGUAAACAUUGCUCUUACUCUUUAAAAACCAGUCAAUCCUACAUUUUAUGGUAGGAUCCGAUUCCGGUGAAGUUGGAAUUUGUAUAAGGAAAGUUCUCUUACUUUCUGGCCUGAUGAAAAGGUGACAACGUUUUUGAUGAAAUAUUUUUUGUUAGGGGAGGAUCGGACUCCACCAUCGGAAUAACACAACGUGGUUUUCAAUUUCUACUGAUGGAUAAGCCUUCCCAAGUUUUGCGCUUCAUUUUGCAUUAUUUCAAUUACCUCAGGGUAAGAUCUCAUUGUAUUCUAACGUCUUCAGGAAGAAGGCCUAAACCUGGUUGAGUCGCUGCAGUUUGUUUUCCAGUUGAGUUUCUUGUCCAUCGGAAAGGUAAGCAGUUUUGCGCUCAAGUACUUGGAGAAUAUAUUGAUCAUAACCUCCCACCAAGUACCCUGAAUUUCUGUACUGUUUUGGCCAUCUGUGAGAUAGUAUACAUGUCCUAGUACUAUUUGUGUGAGGGCAGACUUCGAGGUCAUCUGCCGGUCUUUGGAUUAAGUAACCGUCUCUCCGAGUGCGUCCCUAUCCUCGCAUCGAAGAUUUUGGCGCCAUAAUUUAGCAUGUGAACCAACUUUUGGAUGCGGAUCUUUGUACUAUUUUCUCUAACCGCGGUAACGUAUCAAACCUAAGCAGUUGGGAGUGUUUUAAUGUCGGCUGCCCAUCAUAUCGUCCUUCAGAUAUAUAUAUAUAUAUAUAUAUGUUUAUAUAUAUAUAUAAUAUGUACGCGAAUGACGCCAAACAUUUUGACGCAUCCUUAUCCAUAUCUCGUUAUGCGUGCAGUCAUCUGGGUCACGAUUUUGUCUAGGCAUUACUCCACUUGCAACAGUAACGCUUUUACCAGUUGUGAAUUUAACCGAAGAGGGGAACGCCGGGUAACAUUAAAGAGGCAACCCAUUUUGGUCAGCCGUUUCCGAUAAAUCAGGCAGAAAACUUGUCCGUUUGUAGCGUUGAUUCAGUGCGACGGUUGCCUCGUAUCACUGAACGCUGUUCCCUUAUUGCUGUACUAUAGAGUCUGCUGAUACUGUCCUUCUGUGUGCUGUCUUGCCGCACCGCAAUCCAUGUUCCUUUGUCUGUAUUGCAUUCGAUUUUAAGUCAGUAGCUUGCAAGAUUAGUGACAACUUCAAGCCACUUCUGGCUUCAUAACCAAAGUUAGUUUGUAGACGUCCCUGUUAUGGUCCUUAUCUGUGACGGUUCCUCUUUUCCGCGUCUCCAGUUGCUAGCGGGGAUGCUUGUGUGGAAAUCAAAGUCAGAUAUUCCGAUUUUCGGGGGAUGUAGGAAAACACACCGCCUCCCUAGUGCAUGCAUAGACUGGGUUAGUAGUCAAAAUUCCCAGCCUAAGUGACCAACAGUGGCAAUUCUUCUGUUGUGUAUCUGGUAUACUCGAAAUUGUAGGCAAGUGUCGCCCUUGAAGUGUGUUUUGAGCUGCAUUACCGCUUUGGUAGAUAACUUAGUUUCUUCACUUAUUCUUCUCGCAAAAUUGUAAUCUUAGUUUCUGUUAAGAAAAAAUUGCACAAGAUGGACUCCGCGACGGCGCAUUUGAGCACACGUCUAAUCGAGUUUUUCUCCAGUUUUGCUGUCAGAAAUGCCCAGCUCUCUUCUAAUGUUUAGUGUGAUUACACUGCGAAGUACAUGUGGUCAAUGUAGACUGUCAGCCACAAAUAUCCCCAAACCCUCAUGACCACAGUUCAGAAGUGUAAAAUUAACAGCGACUGAUGCGAGCAGAGCUCAACUAUUUUAUUUUCUUUGUUUGUUUAUAACUUUUCUAAAUUUUGGAAUCGCUCGAACCCAUGAACGUGUGUUUUACGUGCUGACGCCAUCAUUCGUGCCAUUCUUGGUUACAAGAUUCUAGAAAACACGAAAUUCCCAACGACUUAGACUUUUGUCCCAUUUUAUGAUUUCCUAGCAUUUAACAAUCUGAAAUUACCAGUUACCCAUAUCUUCCCGAGACUUUUUUGUUGUAUUCCAACCUUUCGUCUGAACUGAGUUUUUUUACUUUUCCCGCCAUCCUGCGCCCAUGGUCACGACCUUCUGUUAGUCAGCUGAAGGCUUGCCAAUUAUAUUACUUCGACUCUCUGAAUAUAUCCAUUUGUCGGGAAUAAUUUUUCUGUUAAAAAUUCAAGCGUGCUACUACCAUGCAUUCUGAUUGUUAGUUUUAAUGUCUAGAGUUACCCCACCGAGGUGCUGUCGGACGCUCAGCAAAAUCUUCUGCAGCACAUGAGAGAACUUGGUCUGGCCUAUCAACGCAAGCGCACGGCGCCUAGGUUCUACGUCACUCGACUAGCACUCAGUCUCUCUUUCGGUUCUUUGAGCGGCGGUAGAACCUCCAAAGGUAUCGGUAAUAUCUCGGGUGGUCUGUCUGUCGCACCAGGCGUAGCCACGGCAACAGACUCGGAUCCAAUGAGUUUAUUGCCCACGGGUGUGUCUGCCCCUGGCUUGAGAUCAGUGAGAUCGCUCUCCUUAUCAACUACUCUCGCACAUCCUGCCCCGGCUGCCGUCGCUGAGGUCGGUUACAUUCUGGUUGAAACAAACUUCCGGCUCUACGCCUACACAGGUCAGCAAGUAUGCUGUACCUCGUUUUCCCAUUUGAGUGAAUAACUUUGGCCUAGUUUCUAGUUCAAAAUAAUAUCAAUCCUGAAAGUCGUAUUACCUAUUGGCAUUCGGUUUUUAGUCCUAAACCAAUAAUCCCCGGUUAUCAGGGACGUGGUCAUAAAGAGUGAAGUCCAUUCCUGUGCAUUAAUUAAUUAAUUAACAGGCGUGUAUUUGAACUCGCCCGUUUUUGGAAAUGCACGACCCAGUCUACGCAUAUUCGUUUUGACUGGACCGAAUGUUGGGUAGACAGAUAAAUAACUGUGCAUAUAGGUCAGGUGGAUAUACCAGUUCCUGUCAGACAAGGUUGCACAAGCCCCGUUAAGGAAAUAGUGACCCUGCAGUAAUGCUGUCGCUGCCACAGUUUUUAUAGUUAUCACUACCAUUGGUAGAAGGAAGCCAAGCCUGCUAUGUCUCCACGUUCACACAACCUCUUUUCCUUGCCAGAUUCCCCUUUGAGAACAGCCCUGCUGAGCCUUUUCAGCAAAAUUCGUGUCCGUUAUCCCAAUCUCGUGGUUGCGGACAUAACCAGAGACUCGGUACGAGAAGCAUUACUCCGGGGUAUAAGUGCUAAUCAGGUCAGUCGUUUGUCUUACUAGGCAUAUUCUAACGAUAUUUCGACUGUAGGAAGCAUUUACUCAUGUUAGACUAACGACGUUUUUUUUUCAGAUAAUCUCCUUUUUGACUACCAAUGCGCACCCAGACAUGCUUCGCCAGGUACGAUUCCCCUACCAUUGCUUUAACUCUUUCUGGGCUGCCGCUCUUUGGGUCUUGGCAAACCACAUUUACCAACUAUAAAAGUGCGCGGACAGAUUGAGGACACUAGGCGCAUAAUACUGGCCAGCCUCCGUACACUUAAACUUGCUGCGACUGUGCUCAUGCCUCACUGAACAGAAAUAUCGCGGAUAUUACCAACACAAAUGCGACGACCAACUACAGCGGACUUGCGUAGCCCGGUGCACUCCCUCUAGCAGCAAAGACUUAAUGCUACAGGUCCAAAAAUAAUGAUGGACUGUGUCGAGUCAAGUCUCUAACCUAUCUCUUCGCCUCUAGUUAGGAAAUGGAAUUAGGUAAGGGGCAGCAGUACUAAGUUUUUAGGGCGGACGACCAACGGACCCAAACUAAAUAAUUUGUCUCUUACACAUGACCUGGGAAAUUCAAAUGACAUUGCAGCGAUUCUGGACCGCCUUAUCUUAGACAAAGUUGGUGCACUUUACUCAACAGACACACCGUGGCGGAUUAUUAGUUGUUCAGUUCCCAUUAUUAGCGCACAUUACCGCGCUACAUAGCGUCCAGUUUUUGAAAAUCGAACACUACUUUUGGUUCACUCGCGGACAUCGCUAUCCGCCCAGUCUAUGGGCUUUCCAUAGCACCUCCUCUCACACUGCGUUUUCUUCUAUUUAGCCUUCUAUUCUUCCGCCAACACUAAUCGACCAAGUGCGCCUGUGGGAGCUUGAGCGCGAGCGUCUUUUCGCUCAAGAGGGCUGCCUCUAUGAGCAAUUUGCCAAAAACAAGGACUUCGAGAUGGUCCGUGACUUUGCAAAGGUAAAUUUAUUAGGGUCGAACGAAGCUGCUUGUGCUUCAAAAGCUCACUACGAGUUCAUACGGCUCGUUUUACCACACAUUAGACAGGGAAACAAACAACUGACUGAUAACCGUUCGCAUAACUCGAGAGUUCUUCGAACAGUACCUGACCAUUGUGUAAAACCCUUAGCCGAUAAGGUGCCCGUUAGCCAUUAAAUUUCCGUUGGCACCCGGCCUCGUGCCAUCUCUUGUUAAAAGUCCCCUAAUUACAGAUAGAUCCUCACUAAUGAUAAUUUCUGUUGAGUAAGUCAACUGGAUCCACGUUGGACUACUCCAUUUACUUUCAAUGGCUAGGGGUCGUUCACGAAGACUUACACUGCGCCUUUGCUCACUAGGAUUUUUAAGGUUUAACAGAAACCAAAAUUGUUUAGUCCCUUACAGUGUUACAACCUCUGAACACAAUUCUGACGUACCCGCUGCCUCUGUUUUAGAGUCAAGGCUUCCUUCUCUGGGAAUGUCCUGAUAGGCGACUUAUGGUAGUCUCUAAAACCGGCCACGAGGACGUGCGAAAAUUCUGGAGACAAAAUCGCCCUUGA